Molecule: messenger RNA, 1840 nt
Organism: Cricetulus griseus (Chinese hamster)
Lineage: Eukaryota; Metazoa; Chordata; Mammalia; Rodentia; Cricetidae
Source: RefSeq, a predicted model, not a curated record
AACCCACAGGUGAGGUGUCCAAGGUUGAAGUGACAGCUCUGUGGUCACCAGGGACCCAGGCUCCUCUUUCUUAUCUUUGUGCUCUGUCAUUCAUUACCUCUGCCGUGCUCUACCACCAACCAGGAGGAAAGAGGAAGCGUAUCUUUUUCAUUGAAGAGUGUUUUAUGAAUGCCAUCCUGUCCCAGCUCCCAGCUGCUUGGAUCUCAUUGGCCAGAACUCAGUCAUAUGAAGCACCCCCUCCCCAGGAGGCUGAGUAAUGCCGGCUGUCUUCUGGGAGGCCCUGGGGCGCUGUGUCAGUUUUCUUACCUUGGAGGAAGCACUGUCACUGACCACAUGAGAACGAACCCCAGCAGCAGGCAUCGUCACCAUCUCUCCUCCAACUCAGGCCCCUUUCUGCGGCCAUGAUGGCCCAGUCCAAGGCCAACGGCUCACACUACGCACUGACGGCCAUCGGCCUGGGGAUGCUGGUCCUCGGGGUGAUCAUGGCCAUGUGGAACCUAGUCCCUGGUUUCAGUGCUGCAGAGAAGCCAACAGCUCAGGGCAACAAGACAGUGGGAGGUGGUGGCAUCCUCAAGAGCAAGACUUUCUCAGUGGCGUAUGUGCUGGUCGGCGCUGGCGUGAUGCUGCUGCUGCUGUCCAUCUGUCUGAGCAUCCGGGACAAGAGGAAGCUUCGGCAGAAUGAGGAACUGGCCCGCAUCCAACAGCAGGCUGGAGCUGUGCCUCCCACGCAGGAGGAAGACAGCCAGGAGGAGGAGGAGGAGGAGGCUUCCUCACGGUACUAUGUACCCAGCUACGAGGAAGUGAUGAACACAGGCUACUCGGAAACCAGGGGGCAGGAGCAGAACCCGAGACUAAGCAUCUCUCUCCCCUCCUAUGAGUCGUUGACGGGGCUCGACGAGACAACCCCCACGGGCACCAGGGCUGACACAGAGGCCAGCCCAGGGCAUGCUCCGGACAGGCAAAACUCCAAGCUGGCCAAACGCCUGAAACCACUCAAAGUUCGAAGGAUCAAAUCUGAAAAACUUCACCUCAAAGACUUCAGGAUCAACCUCCCAGACAAGAAUAUUCCUCCUCCCUCUAUUGAGCCUUUGACUCCUCCUCCGCAGUAUGACGAGGUCCAGUCGAAGGCCCCUGAUGCCCGGCCUCCCGACUGAACGGCCCUUCUGACUUCACCCCCUCCUGUCUCACCCUCCACACCGACAGACUGCACCGAAGUCACUUCAGCCCCAGACAAGGGGUCAGGGCACACUUAGCCACUGUGAUGGGGAUUCUGGGUAGAGGGAGUGACCAAGGGUGUUUCACAGAGCCUCACGUAGCGGGAGCAUCAGAAGGAUGCUGGGAGCUUGUGAUACUCUGGACCGCACGCAACAAGGUGUGCGACCUUGGCAUCCCCUCCACCUUCCUUCUCAACUCGGAAUCAUUGACAACACACUCCUCUUCUGAGAUGGGACAGGAUCCUUAGUGACUGGUGUAGACCGAGGCUGUCUCCUUUUGCUUCCACUGCAGUUGCUGUGUUUCAAAAGGAAACCAAAUUUAGUGCUUACUUUCUUCACUGAAGCCUUGAACAGGCAGGGAAAUCGGCUCAGCAUUGGCCAAAAGGACUGUCUGGUGAAUCAAGUGACAACUGGGAGUGUCGGGGAGGCCCCUAGAGGCUCCUGGUGCUGUUGGUUCUUUGAGGGUCUAAGGCCUGAUGACCUUCAGCAUGUGGCACGUGAGGUGGUUGUCUCAGUGCACUGCUCUCCUGUGGGUAUUGAAAGGCAGGAGAGGAAAAGUUGCUGUUCGUGUCUCCUCAAAUGCCAUGCGGCUGGGCAUUUUAUAAUAAAGUGUUUUAUAUGUGGCA